Molecule: messenger RNA, 711 nt
Organism: Cyclospora cayetanensis
Lineage: Eukaryota; Apicomplexa; Conoidasida; Eucoccidiorida; Eimeriidae
Product: thioredoxin domain-containing protein
Exons: 4
Coding region: 1-711 (236 amino acids)
Cellular component (GO): endoplasmic reticulum
Molecular function (GO): protein disulfide isomerase activity
Source: RefSeq, a predicted model, not a curated record
AUGAACAUUCUGACGCGUGUUGUGUGCUUGGUGACGGCUGUCACAUUGUGGGAAGAGUACAGCAGGAACGCCAUCCAUCCGGCAGCUGCGUCGGCUCCUAUACCUGCAGCGAAGUCUGGAAGCCCUGCUGCGCCCUCGAAUAAAGACGUUCAGGUUCUUACGGAUGCAAAUUUUGAACGGGAGACUCAGGCAGUAACCGGCUCUACCUCAGGAGACUGGUUUGUGAAGUUCUACGCCCCGUGGUGCAGCCACUGCCGUAGCAUGACCCCGGCAUGGGAGGAAUUGGCGUCAAUGUUGAAAGGGCAAAUCAAUGUUGCAGAUCUCGACGCCACGGCGAACGCACAUACAGCCACACGCUUCGGUAUAAAGGGCUUUCCUACUCUACUUUUUCUAAAAGACGGCCAAAUGUACGAACACAAGGGCAAGCGCAGUGUUGAUGCGCUCUACGCUUUUGCGACAGGUGGCUGGAGGGAAGCCACUCCCCAGCCAAUUCCACCAGUGAUGUCAUUCUUCGAUACUAUGAAAGGCGAAAUCCUGUCGGCAGUUUAUCAGCUACGUGAUGUCUUCAUUCAGUCUCCGAUCCCCCUCUUUCUACUUUUCAGCUUCGGCUGCAUUAUGGGGUCCGUGUUGACCUGUCUAUGCGUGGCCAUGUGCGGAGGAACAAAAAGUCGGGAGAAAAAGCUUUCAAAAUCUCUAAAAAAGAAAGAUUAA